This is a messenger RNA of Notothenia coriiceps (black rockcod), 727 nucleotides long. RefSeq names its product zinc finger and BTB domain-containing protein 46. The transcript has 4 exons. NCBI's taxonomy places the organism in Eukaryota, Metazoa, Chordata, Actinopteri, Perciformes, Nototheniidae. The coding region runs from base 221 to 727 and encodes 168 amino acids. Gene Ontology annotation, biological process: regulation of transcription by RNA polymerase II. The record is from RefSeq and is a predicted model, not a curated record. Gene Ontology annotation, molecular function: DNA-binding transcription factor activity, RNA polymerase II-specific; RNA polymerase II cis-regulatory region sequence-specific DNA binding; protein binding.
GGAGGAAGAAGAGCCGGGAGUGGGAGAAAACAGGGGGAAUAACACUUAAAGAAAGCAUACAGAGGAGAGGAAGGACAGUAUAGUGCUUUGGACAUCCCCUCCUUUCUUCUCCCAGGCUGUCACACCAGAUUGGACUCCGAAGGACCGACACCGCGUCCACCCCAGACCCCAUGGGGUAACAGCAGACGUUUUGAGGAGAGGCUUUUGUUCAGCUACACAGAUGAACAACAGAAAGGAGGACAUGGAGAUCUCCUCUCACUACCGUCAGCUCCUCAGAGAGCUCAAUGAGCAGAGGCAGCAUGGCAUCCUCUGCGACGCCUGUGUCAUUGUGGAGGGAAAGAUCUUCAAGGCUCAUAAGAAUGUCCUUCUGGCCUCCUCACGCUACUUCAAGACUCUUUACUGCCAGGUUAAAAAAGGGGCAGACCCUCACCUCCAGACUACUGUCACUCACCUGGACAUUGUCACUGCGACAGGCUUCAAAGCCAUACUGGACUUCAUGUACUCUGCGCACCUCGCCCUCACCAGUAAGAACGUGAUCGAGGUCAUGUCAGCCGCCAGCUACCUUCAGAUGACGGACAUCGUCCAGGCCUGUCACACCUUCAUCAAGGCGGCGCUGGACAUCAGCAUCCGCUCUGAGAUGGCCGAUGAACUGACCGACUUUGAGAUGGGAGCUGUGGCUGCUGCCGGCAUAGGUGGAGGAGGAGGAGGAAGAGGAGGAGGAGUUUAG